Vitrella brassicaformis is the source of this 2762-nucleotide messenger RNA. NCBI's taxonomy places the organism in Eukaryota, Vitrellaceae. The record is from the annotation of a GenBank genome assembly.
GCGAGAGAAGCGCAUCACAACGGACUCUUCUACCCUUCUCAACUCGCUACUUUUCUUGCUGCAUAUCUUUUUCCAGCGUUUUUCGUUCAAGAUCUGCCGCUCCCUCCGACCGAGAUGUUCGCCACCCUGAUGAUGCUCAUCCUGGCGGCGCUGCUCGUCACCGAACGGUCCCUGGUGGCUGCUGCAGUGUGCUCUUGGCAGGUACGUACGUCCGUGGCUCACGUCACACCACAAAAGUCGAUGGAACUACAGUACACCCAUUGUUUGGUCUGGUUGGUGAUCGCGAUGAUGGGCACUCAAUCACCUCCCAUCGUACCAACCAGGGUGAGGGAGGGAGCUGCACUGUGGACUACCCGCGAGCCAAGGGCGACAGGCAGAGGUGCAAGUACCCUCUCGUGUGCGACGCACUGCCCGGCGCUGAGGCUGGUCAGUCAGUCAGAGACGUCCAGAGACAAACAAAACAUGUUCGUGAGUGAGUAUGGUUGCAUGUGGCUGUCGCUGCUUGGUUGGUUGGUUGGUCAGGGAGGUGUGUGUUGCCCCACACGCGUAAGGUGGGGGAGUCCUGCACUGUCGGCGGGGUGCAUGGCCUCUGUGACAGGCAGUCAUACUGCGCCCCUGACGAUGGUACGUUAAAUGACCGAUCCACACACACCCACACACACCUCACCGCACACACCCACCCACCCACCUGGCUGGCUGGCUGGUGGUCCCUCAGGUGUCAUUCCCUCGAUGCCUGAAGGGUCUCCUCAGCAAGUGGGCCCCCCACCACCUCCACCUCCCGCCCCCAAGAACGGCACGUGCGCGGCCAAGCAGGCCACAGGCUCGCCAUGCGACCCCAGGGUGGGGGCGGCAUGCGACACGGACAGGUGCCUGCCGCCCAGCUUCGCUUCGGCAGACCCCUCCACAGCCGUGUAAGCUAAGCUGCAACAUAAGAUAGAGAUGUCCACAAUGGGGAUGUCCUCCACGGCUGUAUGCCUUUGUGCCAGGUGUGUGGAUCGGUUUGUCGGCUGGGGCGAGGCGUGCAACGAGUUGGACCGGCUGUGCAAUGCGGCGUGCGGCACUUGUGUUGAGGGAGCAUGCAAGCCGCACGAGUCAGGACUCGCCAUGCCUGAGGUGCCACCACCCCCACCACUGCCCACUGCCGGUGAUGGUGGUGAUGGUGCGGCCAACGGACCCCCUCCUCCACCACUGGGUCCUCUUGACAGUAUGACGUGUGCCGACGUCUGUUGCCCUGAGGUGGGUGGGUGACACACACCACUGCACACGACAAAGUGACACCACAGGGCGCAUGAGCAUCCUUCUCUCCCUGUCUGUAUGUCAGGGGACGUAUUGCGUGACACCGCAGGACAGCGAUUGUAGCAAGUCGAAGGCCUCUGGUGAGGAGUGCUCUGGCGAGAGCCCCGGCGAGUGCGAGGCCGGCACCCAGUGCUACAGGGGCAAAUGCACUGGUACGUACUAAUGUGGAUGGAUCGGCGGCGUGCGAUCCAUCCAUCUGUGGCAUUCAUUUGUGUGUUUGUGUUUGUGUUUGGCUGCCUGCGUGCCGUGCAGAGAUCUUUGGUGUGGAUGCGUCGGUGGCGGCCAUUCCCAUCUCGCCCACAGCUCCCAUGGUGUGCCUGCCCUGGCAGCCCGCAGAGAUCGACCAAAGACGUAAGUGACCCUCCCUCCCUCCCUCCCUCCCUCCCAACACACCCCCCACACACCAGUCAACAUCCAUCUGGUCGUUGUCUGUCUACUCUACGGGCAGGGGGGUCGGCGCGUUGCGCCAAGGUGCAGGGCCGGUCGUGCGAGUCCGAUGAGGACUGCCCUGGCCUGGGCGUCGGGGGCUACUGCGACUGCGAGACAAACACCUGCCACAUCGAUCCUUUCCCUGACUGUCUGGCCGAGUUCCGCAAGUAUUUCGUCAACGCAGGUGUGUCGCCGUACGCCAACUUCGCUGACUACGAAGAGGAGUACCGAAACUGGUGAGCGCGUGGAUUGGCAGCUGUCUGUGUGUAGGUGUUGGUGCAGCCGCGUGUGUCCUGUUUGUUUGUUUGUCUGUCUGUGUGCGUGCAGGCUGUGCUGCAUGUCCAAGAAUGGGUUUGGCGAGAAGGAGUACAUCGACUGGGAGGCCGUUCGGGGGGCGCCGGCGGGGUCUCUCUUCACCAGCCAAUUCACAUGUGAGCCAGAAAGGGAGGGAGAAUGGCUGGCAGCAAACAAAAGGCUGCAUCUUGCUCGUCUGUGCUUGUCUGUCUGUCUGUCUGUAUUAUGUCAGGUGAGAGUCGAAGCCGAAGGCGCCUCGGAGGGAAGCCCCUGCUUCACUCCUGAUCGAAGCAUGCAAGACACGACACGCGAUCGCAUGUUUGUCUGUAUGUCUGUAUGUAUCUGCCUCCUGCGGCCCUUCCCCUCUUUAGUCCACUCACCAGGCAGCAACCCAUGCAUGCAUGCAUGCAUGCAUGCAUUUCUGUCUGUCUGUUUGUCUGUGGGCGCUUUCUCUUUUUUGCCCCUCUCUCCCUCCCUCUCAGUGCAUGUCGGUUGAUUGAUCCAUGCGCGGUGCGGUGUGUGGCGCGGUCAUUUUGUGUGUCCUGUGGGUGGUUUUGAGUGCUGUGCUGAGGCGGGGCACCAAUUAGAAUGGUGUGCAUCAAUCAAGGCACUUUUGUAAAUCGACUUUUGUAGAUAAUGGUGCCAGAGAAGGCCGAGAAGUGGGUGGUGAAUGUGUGGCGUGCGGCAUGGAUGGAUGGGUGGAUAGAUGGACACCCCAUCAUUAAAUGUAGCAAUGGCAUGAC